Messenger RNA from Amphiprion ocellaris (clown anemonefish), 3365 nucleotides. RefSeq names its product kinesin family member 3A (gene kif3a). Gene Ontology annotation, molecular function: microtubule binding; ATP binding; microtubule motor activity. Gene Ontology annotation, biological process: microtubule-based movement. Bases 168 to 2360 code for a protein of 730 amino acids. The record is from RefSeq and is a predicted model, not a curated record. The transcript is spliced from 18 exons. NCBI's taxonomy places the organism in Eukaryota, Metazoa, Chordata, Actinopteri, Pomacentridae.
ACAGUGACACAAACCUGGCAACUAGCUGUCGGAUGUGAGCCUUUGAUUAUUAGGGCACAGUGCUCGUAUUCUAAUUCCCCGGAUUAACUAGAUUCAAAUGAACAAAGCCUUAAAAACAGUCCUUUGUCAUUACACAUACACUAUAAAUACCUUUCUGCGUUCUCACCAUGCCGAGCAAUAAGGCUGAGAAACAGGAGGUCAGCGAUAAUGUUAAGGUUGUGGUGAGAUGCCGCCCCCUGAACCAGAAAGAGAAGAUGAUGGGCCACAAGCAGGCCGUCAUGGUGGACGAGAUCCGUGGGACCAUAACAGUCAACAAGCUGGAGACUCCCCAUGAGCCUCCUAAGACCUUCACCUUUGACACCGUGUUUGGACCAGACAGCAAACAGCUGGAUGUCUACAACCUCACAGCUCGCCCCAUCAUUGACUCAGUAUUAGAGGGGUACAAUGGCACAAUUUUUGCAUAUGGGCAAACUGGCACAGGGAAAACAUUCACCAUGGAGGGUAUGAGAGCAGUGCCAGAACUCAGAGGGAUAAUCCCAAAUUCCUUUGCUCAUAUUUUUGGUCACAUUGCCAAGGCAGAGGGUGACACCAGAUUUUUAGUUCGUGUUUCAUACUUGGAGAUUUACAACGAAGAAGUGCGGGACUUGUUGGGCAAGGACCAGAUGCAGAGGCUAGAGGUGAAAGAAAGACCAGAUGUAGGUGUCUACAUCAAAGACCUCUCUGGUUAUGUCGUGAACAAUGCUGACGAUAUGGACAGGAUUAUGACACUUGGCCACAAAAAUCGCUCCGUCGGUGCUACAAACAUGAACGAACACAGCUCCCGUUCUCACGCCAUCUUCACCAUCACCAUCGAGUGCAGUGAGAAGGGUGUGGAUGGAAACCAGCAUGUGCUCAUGGGGAAACUGCAUCUGGUUGAUCUAGCGGGUUCAGAAAGACAGGGCAAGACAGGAGCCACAGGUCAGCGUUUAAAGGAAGCAACAAAGAUCAAUCUCUCUCUCUCCACACUGGGCAACGUCAUCUCUGCCCUGGUGGACGGGAAGAGCACACAUGUUCCCUACAGGAACUCAAAACUGACCCGGCUGCUGCAGGAUUCACUUGGAGGAAACUCCAAGACCAUGAUGUGUGCAAAUAUAGGCCCUGCAGACUACAACUAUGAUGAAACCAUCAGUACCCUGCGCUACGCAAAUAGGGCUAAAAAUAUCAAAAACAAAGCCAGGAUCAACGAGGAUCCUAAGGAUGCUCUACUGCGACAGUUUCAGAAAGAGAUCGAGGAGCUCAAGAAGAAACUGGAGGAAGGUGAAGAGAUCUCUGGCUCAGAGGACAGUGGAUCAGAUGAAAUGGAUGAAGGGGAUGAUGAAAGAGGGGAGGCGGGAGAAGGCCGCAGGAGAAGAAGAGAUAGUAGCAGUGACAGCAGCAGCAAUAGUUCAGAAUUUGCCAGUACCUCCUCAGUGCCACCGCCCACUGAGGAGAAACCACAGAAUACAAGGAAGAAGGUCUCCCCAGACAAGAUGGUGGAGAUGCAGGCAAAGAUUGAAGAGGAAAGAAAGGCUUUGGAGGCCAAACUGGACAUGGAGGAGGAGGAGAGGAACAAGGCAAGAGCAGAGCUGGAGAAGAGGGAGAAGGAUCUGCUCAAAGCCCAGCAGGAACAUCACCUCCUGCUGGAGAAAUUGUCAGCUUUAGAGAAGAAAGUGAUUGUGGGUGGAGUGGACCUCUUGGCCAAGGCUGAGGAGCAGGAGAAACUCUUGCAGGAGUCCAACAAUGAACUUGAAGAACGUCGGAGGAGAGCAGAGCAGCUGCGCAAAGAGCUGGAGGAGAAGGAGCAAGAGCGUCUGGACAUAGAAGAGAAAUACACAAGCCUACAGGAGGAGGCUCAAGGAAAGACCAAGAAGCUGAAGAAAGUAUGGACUAUGCUGAUGGCUGCCAAAUCUGAAAUGGCAGAUCUACAGCAAGAGCACCACAGAGAGCUUGAGGGCCUCCUAGAGAACAUCCGCCAGCUGAGCCGAGAGCUCCGGCUACAGAUGCUCAUCAUAGACAACUUUGUUCCCCAGGAAUACCAGGAGAUGAUAGAAAACUAUGUGCACUGGAAUGAAGACAUUGGAGAAUGGCAGCUGAAAUGUGUAGCUUACACUGGCAACAACAUGAGAAAACAGACCCCUGCCCCUGACAAAAAAGAAAAAGAUCCAUUUGAGGUGGACCUGUCUCAUGUGUAUUUAGCCUACACCGAGGAGAGCAUGAGGCAGUCACUGAUGAAACUAGAGAGGCCCAGAACCUCAAAAAAUAGCAAGAGCGGUCGACCCAAGACUGGGCGAAGGAAAAGAUCUGCAAAACCAGAGGCUGUCAUCGAAUCCCUUCUGCAGUGAUGACAGCGUAAAGGAGAGCUACAUUUCACUGCAACUUUCAUGUUACCUAAAAGAAGUCGUUAGUCCAGUUUAUGGUUAAACACUAUUUAAAAGAUAACUUAAUACACUGUAUAGCUGGUAAGGUUUUAAAACUGAAGGAGCUGUACCUGUGAUAGCAUUAAGACCUCUUUGCCAAGAGGACUUGUUUUAUGUAUUGUAAUGUAAAACUUCUUUGAGGCUAUCUGAUGUUUUACUGUUGCUUUGGAACACAUUCCAGUUUGCAUUAAGCACCACUGGCACAAAAGAGAAUAUCUACCAUGAAAACAAUUCACUUCAUGUCCAGCAUUGCAACAUUUUGGCAAUGACAAGCAAUGUGAAAGAAGCUAUAGACUCAUCAGGAUGUGGAAAAUCAAGUUGUGGUCAUGACCUACAAACUACAAAACUUUCAUAUCUUCUAAACUUUGCUGCGUGUACGUAAUGCAAGUGUUUUGUGGUGAACACCACAUGGAUUAAGCCUUGACCUCUUGUGAUUUAGCAGACCAAUUUGUGUGUAUUGGCCUAUAAUCAUAUAAAUACAUUGUAAUUAAAUUGCAAUUGAAGGUGUAUUUUCACUUAACCAGAUUAUUCAACCACAACACAAGCAAAAGCCUUAGUUUCCUUCAAGUGAAUACAAGAAAACGAUUAAAAUAUGUAAAUGACAAGUGUGCUUUAGACUCUUUCCUUUAGGUGAGAAGCAUAAGGGCAUGCAUGCUGACCAGCUCUUAUAUUAGUGCCAUUUGCUACAAAAAAAGUCAUCUUUUUAUUUUUAAAUGUCAGGACACGUUCUGUUGUAUUGAGAUACCAUAGAUACGGUAUGCCUUAGUAUAAUGCACCAUUAUGACGUCUUUGUGGAGAUAAUUUAAUUUUAUGAUGUUUUGUAGUGGAGGCAAACUGACUUUUGUAUUAUAAUGUAUGUCAAAUGUUUACAUCCAUCAAACUCCUGUAUUUUAUUAUUUUAUUUAUUAAAUUAUUUCACGUUUCAACUCA